Molecule: messenger RNA, 1605 nt
Organism: Pollicipes pollicipes
Lineage: Eukaryota; Metazoa; Arthropoda; Thecostraca; Pollicipedomorpha; Pollicipedidae
Product: breast cancer type 2 susceptibility protein homolog
Exons: 11
Coding region: 1-1605 (534 amino acids)
Biological process (GO): double-strand break repair via homologous recombination; regulation of DNA-templated transcription
Cellular component (GO): nucleus
Source: RefSeq, a predicted model, not a curated record
AUGUCAUCGGGCGGCCGGAGCGACGCCACUCCCGAGGAGCGGGACGUGCGUGCCUGCCUCAGCACCAUCGUCACCUCGCUUGAGGAGGACGGCGAGGCGUUCUUCACGCAGUGCCGGCGGCUCUGGAGCGAGCCGGACGACGACGCCGGCUCUGACGACGACGUCAGCGGCUCGCCAGUGCUCACCAGCCACCAGAAGCGGCCGCGACAGGAGCGGGAAGGGCGCGAGCAGUGGCCGACCGCCGUCUCCGAGCCGGAGGUGCUGUCGCUGGGAGUGCCAGCCGCCGUGCUGGACGUCUCAUUCAGCUCGGCGGCCGAGUACCGGUUCAGCUGCGCCGAGACCACCCUGCAGGUGGACGGGUUUGUCGUCAUCCCGGCGGAUGACGACACGGUGGGCGUGGCCGAGGUACGGGCGGCGCUGUUGGCGUCGCCGCACGUCCAGCCGGACCUGGUGCCGCAGCGCUGGGUGGACAACGCCUACCGUCACCUGGUCUGGAAGCUGGCCGGUUAUGAGCGACGUUUUCCGGCGUGGGCCGGCGGAGGCUGCCUGACGGCGGAGCAGCUGGUGCGGCAGCUGCGCUACCGCUACGACCGCGAGCUGGACGGCUGCCAGCGGCCGGCGUUGCGCAGGAUCACCGAGGCGGACGACUCGGCCGCCAAGACGCUCGUGCUGUGCCUGGCCGAGGUCACCACGAGCCCUGAGUCGGUGUCCCUGGUGGUGACGGACGGCUGGUACAGUGUGCGCGCCCAGCCUGACGCCGCCCUGCAGCGGCUGGCGCGGCUCGGCCUCGUCCGGCCGGGUAUGAAGCUGGCUGUCCACGGCGCUGAGCUGGUCGGCCAGCAGCGGGCCUGCUCACCGCUCGAGGCCAGUGCGGAGCUAUGUCUGCGCUUCUCCACGAACUCGUGCCGUCGCGCACGCUGGGACGCCCGGCUCGGUUACCAUAGCAACCCGGUGCCGUUUGCCAGCUGUCUGCGUGCCGUGCUGCCAGACGGCGGCUCCGUUGCCAGACUGGAUGUGGCCAUUGCUCGGGUGUAUCCGCUGCUCUACUUCGACAAAGAGGAGGGCAAAACGGUGUUCCGGGCGGCGCGGCUCGAGCGGCGACGCGCGGCCGGCGCCGAGGCGCGCCGCCAGGCUCGGCUGGAGCGGCUGUACGCCGAAGUGGAGCGCGACCUGGGCGCAGCCGGCGCUGGCGACGACGCCGGUCCGAAGCGGGCGCGGCGCACCUUCAGCCGCGCCAUGGUGGGCCAGCUCACCAGCGGUCAGGAGAUCUACCAGUGCAUCAGCGCCGCCGCCGACCCUGGCAGCGUCGAGUCAUUGCUGACGGACCAUCAGAAACUGCUGGCGGCCGAGCACCAGCGCCAGCGCCGGGACGAGCAGCGCCAGAGGGUGGAGGCCGAAUUCCGCGCGAGGCUGGCGCAGCAACCCGACGAUCGGCCGGCCGCUCCGCUGCUCAAGAUCCGUGUGGCCGGCAUGGACGGCGAGCCGGCGAGUGGCGCCAUCUUCACCCUGUGGCGGCCGACGGAGGAGCUGCGCGCCUUCCUGUCCGAGGGCCGCGCCGUCUCACUGUGCGGCGUCACCGCCGCUGGCAAACGGUGGGUGGGCUGA